Linum trigynum is the source of this 219-nucleotide messenger RNA. Lineage: Eukaryota; Viridiplantae; Streptophyta; Magnoliopsida; Malpighiales; Linaceae. The record is from the annotation of a GenBank genome assembly.
AUGCUCAAAGAAAUGGCGGCCCAUAUCCUGAACCUCAAGCUGCUGGUGAUCGUUCCUACUUUGGUGAUGGGACUAGGCAGAAUCGUCCCACUAGAAGGGAAUUUGCUGGGCAAAGACUUGGCGGGCGCCUUGCAUAUGCCGCGGAGGCUGCUGGUGGUCUUGGAGCUGAAGCAAGCAGCAGCUCUAGCUUGUCCGCCGCAGCUUUCGAGGAGAUGGUAA